AGACGAGUGAAACUGAGACGCCAUCUUGGUCCAGAUCAUCAUUAAUCUGUCGAUAUCUUUAGGCUGUCUGGCAUUCUACCUUAUUCUAUGAUUCUUUAUUAAAAUGUUCUUGUUCCGUGACUAAAGUUUCCUUUUCCGUUUGUCAACGAGUGACGAAGCUAGAAAAAUGCCGUCUGUAACUCUAAAAGACGUCGAUCAGCACAAAUUCGUCAAGGCGUUUGCCUCGUUUCUGAAAAAAACUGGCAAGCUCCGCGUACCAGAAUGGGUGGACCUUGUGAAAACCUCAAAGGCUAAGGAACUGGCUCCUUACGACCCUGAUUGGUACUACGUCAGAUGUUCUGCGGUCGUCAGGCACAUAUACAUUCGUUCCCCAGUAGGUGUUGGAUCACUUACAAAGAUUUUUGGGUCUCGCAAACGUAAUGGCACCAAGCCGUCUCACUUCUGCAGGUACGUACUCUUUUCUUUCUUGCCAAGUAUUUGAAUACAGGCAAAUAUAUCAUACUUGAGAUUUGAAUGUUCUGCCAAAUCAUAAUCUAGAUGAAAAUACCACUAUUUUUCGAAAUAAUUGCAAAGUCUGGUUUUAUUGAUGCAAGUUGUUCAAGGGGGCAUUCAAAACAUGGACUCAUAAAAUGCUUACACCAAUUUUCAUGGGAAAACUUUUUAUUUAUCGAUAAAGAAUAAGAAAAUGUGUUUAUUGGGAUUCAAUCAAAAGUGUUGGUAGGAACGAAAAACUCAUCAAAAAGGAUUUUUAGGUAUUUAUGAGUAUAGUAAAAAAGUUAUGGCCGAAAACUGAGAAAAGAUGCUGCUUUUAGUACUUGUUAGUAAUGCAACAUAUUGAAUAUGAAAACAAAAAAAAGCUGUUUUUCUUUAUCGACACUGAAAACCCAAAUACUGUAUAUUCAUCCAUAGAAUAGCCAAAAUUUUCUUUUUUUGUAAUGGUGCUUUACUGAAAGUAACCCAGCGAUAUAAAUCAAAGCCCAAUGACUUUCAUCAUCUACAACAUCAAAAGUGAUAUUUUUUGCUCUCAUUUGAGUGUAUGUAAGGGACCCACUGGAAAAGUUUCCUUCCCUCUUAAUGGGUGUGUAUCUCAUUAGGCUUUUUUUAUAUAAUUUUUUAUUUUUAUAAUAAUUUAUUUCAUUGUUGAAUAGAAC
Acanthoscelides obtectus is the source of this 1151-nucleotide messenger RNA. NCBI's taxonomy places the organism in Eukaryota, Metazoa, Arthropoda, Insecta, Coleoptera, Chrysomelidae. The record is from the annotation of a GenBank genome assembly.